Drosophila innubila is the source of this 277-nucleotide messenger RNA. RefSeq lists its product as uncharacterized. The coding region runs from base 93 to 236 and encodes 47 amino acids. The record is from RefSeq and is a predicted model, not a curated record. The transcript is spliced from 2 exons. Lineage: Eukaryota; Metazoa; Arthropoda; Insecta; Diptera; Drosophilidae.
CCGCUUUAAACACACAACCAAGAAAGCAACACAAGUGGUCAAAACCAAGGCUCUCAAAAUAUUUACAACAAAGUGACAAAGUAAAUGUGUCAAUGAAGACACCAGAUACUAAAGCGAAGCUUCUAAACAAUAUUAGCCUAUCCAAGCAUCUGUCCUCUAAAAAGGGCUCACGCACCAUCAAUUGCGGUAAUCUUCUGGAAUUCUCCGUGCUCACACUUCAAACCAACGUGCCCUGACUCCGUACGCCCCAUUCUUGUACCCACUGUAACUGCAUAAA